CAGAUGGUGUAGUACGUUUUGGAAUGUAUUUUAAGAUUAUAAUUUUUAUUUUAAUAAAUUUAGUCAUAUUGAAAAAUUCAAACUCUGAAGUCUUUGACGACAUACCAAGUGUAACAAUAAUAUGGAAGAAUUCGACAACAACAGUAUUAGGAUCCAUUAGCACAGCUUGGAAUAAUGAUACAUUUUACAGUUUUCGUGGCAUACCGUAUGCUGAACCACCAACUGGAACUCUUCGCUUUAAGGACCCCAAAACACUUAUAGAAAUGCCGAAAAUUAUAGAUGCCAGAUAUGAUGGUCAUGAUUGUCCCUCUAUAUAUGCUACAAAUUCCUCCGAAAACUGUUUAACAAUAAAUAUUUAUACAAAAACUCUCAACCAUGAAGCUAAUUUACCUGUAUUAGUACUAGUGCAUCCAGGCGGUUUAUAUAUAGGAUCUGGUCUGAGCAGUUUCGCAGGACCCAAGUAUUUGCUUUCAAAACCAAUUGUCGUAGUAACGUUCAACUAUCGUUUAGGUGCGCUUGGUUAUUUAAAUUUAGGUACUUCUGACAUACCAGGCAAUGCAGGCUUUAAAGAUCAAGUACUCGCUUUACGUUGGUUACAGAACUAUAUUAAAUACUUUGGUGGUAAUUCGAAAGACGUUACCCUCAUAGGUUAUAGUGCGGGUGCACUUAGCAUUAGCUUACAUUUAACUUCACCAUUAAGUGCUGAAUUAUUUCACAAAGCUAUUCUAAUGAGCGGAUCUUUACCACCGCAAGCAACAUUACCACAAAGUACACAAAUGGAAUUGGCUUCCAGACAAAUAAAGCUGCUCAAUUGUAGAGCAACUCAAUUAAGCACUGCAGAAAGUAUUUUAAACUGUUUAAAUAAAUUUGGUGGAGCAGAAAUUGCAGCAACUUUACGCGGCAUGUUCGUUUUUGGCAAGGAUAAUCCUAUUUAUUUGUGGUUACCAGUUGUGGAAGCAGAUUUCGGACAGGAGCGAUUCUAUACUGACACUCUUUAUGAGCAAUUGCGUACAGGCAAAUUUCAUAAGAUACCAAUUUUGUAUGGUUUUACUGAUGGGGAAUUUUGCACUUCCGCUGCAGACAUAGUGAAAAAUCAGAGACUUGAACAACGUUUUUAUGCAGAAUUUGAAGAGUUGGCACCACACAUUUUUAUGUAUGAAAGAAACAGUAAUAAAGAUGUUAUAAAUGCUGCUAUAAAAUCAUAUUACCUGAAAAAUAGUACAGAAGGAGCAACAAAUUUUUUUCAACUCUGUAACCUUUUUUCAGACGCCAUAAUACGUUUUGGUGCAGUACGUCUGGCUAAGCUGGCUUCAAAGUAUACAAAUGUCUAUGCAUACAAAUUUGUCUAUAAGGGAGAAUACAGUAAUUUAAAUUUUCAGACCAAUCAAUCGCGGGUAGAGCACAUGGAUGAUUUUAUGUAUUUAUUCGAAUCGGAGUUACACAAAUUUAAUAAACAAGACAAAGACGCUCAUCUAGUCAACCUUUAUACCAAUUACCUUUAUGAUUUCAUCAAAAGCAGAAACAUUUUUGCAAAUCCAUCUACAGCAUAUCCAACAGGUUAUACGCUCAUCUCAAACCAAUUGGAAUUUAAACGAGGAAUAAAUUUUGACGAAUAUGAUUUUUGGAACGAACACUUUCCAUUAAAUUAAGAGUACAUAAUAUAUUUCUAUACAAAGUUCAAGAACACUUUGAACUUGUAAAUAAUGUAAACUAUUUUAUUGUAUUAUUUUUGUAUUUCAA
Messenger RNA from Teleopsis dalmanni, 1740 nucleotides. RefSeq names its product venom carboxylesterase-6-like. NCBI's taxonomy places the organism in Eukaryota, Metazoa, Arthropoda, Insecta, Diptera, Diopsidae. The record is from RefSeq and is a predicted model, not a curated record. The transcript has 5 exons. The coding region runs from base 24 to 1649 and encodes 541 amino acids.